Phragmites australis (common reed) is the source of this 1003-nucleotide messenger RNA. RefSeq names its product transcription factor BHLH133-like. The record is from RefSeq and is a predicted model, not a curated record. The transcript has 5 exons. Gene Ontology annotation, cellular component: nucleus. Gene Ontology annotation, biological process: regulation of transcription by RNA polymerase II. Gene Ontology annotation, molecular function: DNA-binding transcription factor activity, RNA polymerase II-specific; protein dimerization activity; RNA polymerase II cis-regulatory region sequence-specific DNA binding. Lineage: Eukaryota; Viridiplantae; Streptophyta; Magnoliopsida; Poales; Poaceae. Bases 213 to 818 code for a protein of 201 amino acids.
CUCUCUAGGAAUCCAUAGAGCUGCAUUGGCUCUUUAGGUUAACUACUGGGAUCUGGACAACCAUAAGAAAACAAUAUUCUAGGGUUGUCACAAAAGAAAGUAUGCCAAUAUGAAAGACAUAUAAGUGGUCAGUAUAGAGUAUAUAGAAACACUGCUGCUCAGUGCACAAUGCUCACCAAAGCAUUGUUCAAGAUGGUCAGAGCUCAACAGACAUGGUGGCUGGGCGUGCAUCCUACUGGAGCUGCGUCGACGGUGAGUCGGAGAUGAUUGCACACCUGCAAUCUGUGUUCUUGACCAGCGGUGAUCUUGAUGUUGAUCCCAACCUCUGUUACUCCAACGGUUGUUUCAGUUUAUCUAGCUACUCGCCCUUAUCUCUUGUCGACGAUGAGAGCUGCGGCGCAGGAGCAUCGGUGGACGUUGCACUGAGUGUGGCUCUUGAUCACCAAUUUGACACCCUCGCUUCAGCGAACGGUGUAAAGCUAGGCAACAAGAGGAAAGUUCAGACUUGUGAGCAGAUGAACCAUGGCGAGGAAGCCCAUGCCGUUCCCUCGGCAACGAGACCUCGUAAGAAGUCUGGAAAGGACUCGCAAUGUUGCUACGCAAAGAAGAGGAGACAGAGGAUCAAUGAGAGGCUGAGGUUGCUUCAAGAGAUAAUUCCUAAUGGCACAAAGGUCGACAUCAGCACAGUGUUGGAGGAGGCAGUCGAGUAUGUGAAGUUUCUGCAUCUGCAAAUCAAGCUGUUGAGGUCGGAUGAGAUGUGGAUGCAUGCGCCCCUCGCCUACCACGACAUCAACAUCGGCGUCCAUCUCAGCCCCUAGCCGGCACAAGAAUGAUAAUGCACAAUGAAAUUGUUCUUUCUUUUUCUUUUGUGAGGAACACAAUAUGAAACUAUUCAUAUUCUAAACAAUAUUGGAAGGAUUCAUCUUUACAAUCAUUGUACGUUGCCAUGUUGUUUCUCUCUUGCUUUUUUUCAUUCUGAAAUAUGUUUCGCCUUGGCUUUCAA